GCCAUCACUGCGCAUGUGCAAUUCAUACGAAACGCUGACCACGCAAAGUUACAUUCAUUUUGAAUUCUGUCUGAACCUCAAGCGGACGUUAAGGUCAGUGCUGCGGUGCCUAGCUCUUGGACAUACAAGGAUAACAUUCUCAAUCAACAACGAAGCAAAACAGGGGCAAUAUGCCAAAUAAACGGAAAGAUGGGGGAGCUGUGAGGGCAAAUGGACGAAAAAAGCCGAAGCUUCCAAAGACAACUGGCGCCGUACCGGCCACCAUGGACAGUGACUCCGUACCUCAGUAUCUACGUCGCCCACCUUUGUCCGCUCUCGAUUCCGUCUCUUCCGGUCUGUACAACAAGGCUCCGAGUCAGUGCAACACACCCGGUUGCACGUGCAGAGGAUCUGACGUCCCACCAGAGCAGCAGGAUUUCACCUCCAAGCCAUUUUACGACGCCCUCACUGACGGGGGACUGGAUUAUGUGUACGCCAAACAAAACGGGCUUAAUCCCCAGGAACACUACAGGAAGACCACGCAUCACCGGAAACACGUGAUCGUGGUGGGGGCCGGAACAUCCGGUCUGUCGGCGGCGUAUGAGCUGAGCCAGGCUGGACAUCAAGUAACUAUCCUAGAGAUACAGCACAGAGUUGGUGGGCGAGCGAAGACUAUCAAAGAUAAAUUUGCAGAUGGCCUCCACGCAGAAGGGGGAGCAAUGCGGCUUCCGGAGAGUCACUACCUGACCAAGCACUAUAUUGACCUGUUCCAAGUGCCAAUCAGACGGUUUCAGAACACAAACGAAAACGGCUUUCUCUCCUUCUACGGUGACCCCAAGAUAAAGAUGUCAGAAUGGAAUGCCAACAGCGACUGGUAUUGUACAAAGUACUGGAAAGGCUGGGACGCCAACAUAGAAAAGUUCAAAACAGAACUUGGCAUCAAAGGAAUAAACGACUACUUUGAUCGCACGGUGGCGCCUAUAUAUGCCGAGCUUCGCCGUGACCCUAGCCCCAAGGGGUGGGCGCUUUGGGUCAAGAAAUGGAGCCAGUUUUCUGUCGAAGAAUUCCUGAAGUCCGACAACUUUCAGAGCACAGCCGACAGGUACAAACUGAGGCCAUGGCCACAGAAAGCCAUUGAGGCUUACAACGUGCGGAACUAUAUUCCGCUCAUCAACUCCAGCCUGGUGGAGUAUCUCAGAGAGUUGUUAGGCCAGUGGUGGAAGGAUCCCCUGUACACGCCUACUGAGGGCAUGGAGGAGGUUGCAAAGGCCUUCAUGCGGAAGAAUACAACAGGCUGGAACCCGGAUGUGUAUCUGAGUAAGGACAUCCGAUAUGGAAUAAAGGUUGAAGCCAUUGAGGAGAUUUCACAGCCAAACGGGGAGAAAGUCGUGAGGGUUACUGGUCGUAACGAGGCGACCAAACAACGGGUAGAGUUCACCGGGGAUGCUGUGAUCAUAACCGUCCCCCUGACGGUUCUCCGACAGAUGAAGGUGCCCCUGACGCGGUCAAGACAGCAGGCAGUAGAGGGCAUCUACUACGAAGCAUCAACAAAGAUCCUGCUACAGUGCCGGACUAGAUUCUGGCAGAAUCCAGACAACCUACAGGGAGGCUUCUCCAAGACAAAUCUACCCAUUGGUCAGCUACACUACCCUGACUGGGAGCAGUCGGGGAUACCGGAAGAUGAACGUGGAAUCCUGGUUAUCUACACCUGGGGACAAGACGCGGAAAUGUUCGGCGCCCAAAAACCAGAAGAGGCCAUCGAGAAUGCUGUGAAACAGGUGGCAACAAUUCACCCCGAGAUUGUUGAUAAUUUUGAAGUUGGUGCAGUACAAGCCUGGUUCAACGAACCCACAGCUCAAGGUGCCUUUGUGUAUCUCAGACCAGACCAAUAUAAUGACAGCCUCUUGCAGCUUCUCAAGUCAGACCACCCUGUUUACCUAGCGGGCGAGGCACUGUCGUGGUCCAAUGGCUGGAUACAGGGGGCGAUGGAAUCAGGCUUGAGGGCGGCCUAUGAGUUCUACAGUUAUAACGAAAAGCAGUUCCCGCCUAAAAUGAACAGAUGUGAACGUGCACACCAGUAUGAGUGUCCACAGUCUGAAGGAGUCUGGUCUCAUCAUCAGUUCUCCAGCAGUCAGAAGUAUGGUCAUCAGGGGCCAUGAGGUAUGGGAUGCACAUUCUGGUGACUAGUACUGGAGAACAGUACUACGCCGGGAAACCGAUACUAGAUAGCACUGAUUGUCGUCACCCCCUACAGUUUGGGAUAAUACUGCUUACAUGACUGACUUCACUCUCUACGGCUUGGGAACCAUUACCAGAUAACCAGGUUGCAUUGCUACUACACUCUCAGCCACAGACUGUUUAUAGGACUUACAACCAUUUGCAAAAGAAUAUGAUUACCCAGAAGUCAAUAUUGCAUUGUAACAACGACCAUCGUCUUGGAAGUAACUCUGUGUAGAGUCUAGUUACUUUCUAUGCUAGCUUCCCGUCGGUUAUUCCGGUUGAGUUGAUAUUUUUUUUGUAUUGCCAACACAAAACAUGUAUGAGAGAGCACUGUUCAUUUAACGUAUUACUCCUAUCAACCAGG
Haliotis rubra (blacklip abalone) is the source of this 2563-nucleotide messenger RNA. RefSeq names its product putative L-amino-acid oxidase YobN. The coding region runs from base 171 to 2138 and encodes 655 amino acids. The record is from RefSeq and is a predicted model, not a curated record. Gene Ontology annotation, biological process: amino acid catabolic process. Gene Ontology annotation, molecular function: polyamine oxidase activity; L-amino-acid oxidase activity. The transcript has 9 exons. NCBI's taxonomy places the organism in Eukaryota, Metazoa, Mollusca, Gastropoda, Lepetellida, Haliotidae.